Messenger RNA from Gossypium raimondii (Peruvian cotton), 729 nucleotides. RefSeq lists its product as uncharacterized. The transcript has 5 exons. Bases 1 to 729 code for a protein of 242 amino acids. Gene Ontology annotation, molecular function: nucleic acid binding. The record is from RefSeq and is a predicted model, not a curated record. NCBI's taxonomy places the organism in Eukaryota, Viridiplantae, Streptophyta, Magnoliopsida, Malvales, Malvaceae.
AUGGAUUUCGUUAGUGAGUUGCCAUUGACACCCACUAAAAAGGAUUCUAUUUGGGUCAUCGUGGAUCAAUUGACCAAGUCCGAGCAUUUUUUUCCAGUUUGGACGGACUACUGUCUGCAGAAGUUAGCGAAGCUCUAUAUCUCUGAGAUUAGAUCCUCUCUUCACUUUUCAAUUUUAGAAGAAAUUGCACGAAGCUCUAGGUUCAAGAUUAGACUUCAGUAUUGCGUUCCAUCCUCAGAUUGUGGUCAAUCUGAGAGGGUGAUUCAGAUACUAGAGGAUAUGCUUCGGAUUUGUGUGAUAGAUUCCCAAGGUAGUUGGGAGGAUUUUCUGCCGCUAGCUAAGUUCACCUACAAUAACAGUUUCCAGCCUAGCAUCCAGAUGAUAAAGUCCAAUGCGGAUCGUCUGAAGAUGGUUUCUGAUAGACAGAAGUCCUAUGCGGAUCUGAAAGGGAGAGAUAUUGAGUACUCUAUGGGUGACCUUGUAUUUCUUAAGUUGGAGCUGCCUCCAGAGUUGGAUUGUAUCCAUGAUGUGUUUCACGUCUCGAUGUUGAGGUGGUAUCGGUCUGAUCCUUCUCACGUUGUCUCUAUUGAGGAGAUUGAGAAUGAGCCUGCUGGUUUGAGUGGUAAGGGAGUUGAUGUGUUGGAGGCCUUGUGUUCGAAUCCCUGCGCUAGUGUGGAUGUUAUUUUUGCUCGGUUGUCUGAUAGAGUUUCGAUGGGUAUAGAAUACUGA